GGUAGAUAGAUGGGAGAAAAUGGUACCAGUAGAGAGAUCGUGCGAGGUUGAUGCGUGGGUCGACCUUCAAAAUUUGACCCGUGACGUGAUCUCUCUGACAGCAUUUGGCAGUAGCUUUGAAGAAGGCAAAAGGAUCUUUGAACUUCAGGAGGAACAAGCCCUUCUCGCAAUUAAAGCCCUUCAAUCGGUCUACAUCCCGGGCUGGAGGUUUGUGCCGACUAAUAUGAACAGGAGGAUGAAGAACAUAGAAAAGGAACUGCUGGCUCUGCUCAUGGACAUCGUCUGCAGAAGAGAGAAAGCAAUGAGGGCAGGGGAAGGUGCUGGCGAUGAUCUGCUGGGGCUGUUGCUGGAGUCAAACAUAAAAGAGAAUGUCGGGAUGAGCAUUCACGACGUGAUCGAGGAGUGCAAGACUUUCUACAUCGCCGGACAAGAGACCACUUCGGUCUUGCUGGUUUGGACCAUCGUCUUGUUGAGCGUGCACUCGGAUUGGCAAGCCCGAGCUAGGCAGGAGGUCCUCCAAAUCUUUGGAAGCAGAAAACCUGGCCUUGAUGGUUUAGGCCACCCCAAGAUUGUCACGAUGAUCUUGAAUGAGGUCCUAAGGCUAUACCCACCGGUGAUCGAGCUGCAACGGAAGGUUCACGAGGAAACAAAACUGGGGAAGCUGCCAUACCCUGGAGUCUAGCUCUCAGUGCCGACUCUCUUCAUCCGCCAUGAUAAUGAACUGUGGGGCGAGGAUGCUGAGGAGUUCAAGCCAGAGAGGUUCGCUGAGGGAGUGUCCAAGGCCACCAAAAACCGAGUCUCCUUUUUACCAUUCGGAUGGGACCCUCGUAUAUGCAUUGGCCAGAACUUCGCAAUGAUGGAGGCAAAGAUGGUGCUCGCCAUGAUACUUCAGCAAUUCACAUUCGAGCUCUCUCCAUCUUAUGUGCAUGCUCCUUUCACUGUCAUCACCCAGCAGCCACAGUAUGGUGUUCAGGUCAUCUUGCACAAGGGCAAACUAGAAGUUACAGAUCGGGUGACAUGUGUUAGUAAUUAAUCCAAAUUCUUGAAUGUCCUACAUGCAUCUAGAAUGUUCUUGUAUGUUUAGAUUCAUGUUUCUAUGUCUAGUUCAAUGUUUUGUAAAUUCAAUGAAUGUAUCUCCUUGAAAUGCUAGAUACAUUUAUGAGUUGUUUAAGAGUAAGAGUAAUGUAAUAAGCCUCUAUAAAGGCAAGUAUUGUGAUCAUUUCAUUAGAAAAAAAGGAAAAAGAAAAAGAAAAAUUGUGAAACAGAAGUUCAAUUUCA
Molecule: messenger RNA, 1278 nt
Organism: Syzygium oleosum
Lineage: Eukaryota; Viridiplantae; Streptophyta; Magnoliopsida; Myrtales; Myrtaceae
Product: cytochrome P450 72A397-like
Molecular function (GO): monooxygenase activity; oxidoreductase activity, acting on paired donors, with incorporation or reduction of molecular oxygen; iron ion binding
Source: RefSeq, a predicted model, not a curated record